Messenger RNA from Prosopis cineraria, 1147 nucleotides. RefSeq lists its product as uncharacterized. The transcript has 3 exons. The coding region runs from base 378 to 866 and encodes 162 amino acids. The record is from RefSeq and is a predicted model, not a curated record. Lineage: Eukaryota; Viridiplantae; Streptophyta; Magnoliopsida; Fabales; Fabaceae.
AUAUAGGAAAAUAAGUAGGCGUCUAAAUGAGCGUGUGAUAUCCUGGCACUUCUGUAAAACGCAAUAUAAAUGAGCUUGGCAGUUCUCUCUAACAAUGUUAGUAUUGUGUCGUUGUUACAAUUAGACAGAGAGAAUAUAAGGAGGGAACAGGUAAUUAUAUAAAUACUUGACAGUUACAUAAUGGCGACCAAACAGAGGACGGCCUCGCUAGAUUUGGAUUGCUUCUGCUACAACCUUAAUCGUAACCGUAAAACUUGGUGGCGUCUCUCGUGAGAUCUCUCUGUACCAACGAAUUCUGGUCCCUUUAUACAGUACCUUGGUCUUGCUUCCUCCCAAUUCCAUCCCUGGGUCACCAUCUUCCGAUCCUCUGCUUCAUCAUGGGUUGUGGAUUGUCAACUAGGCUAAACCCAGAAAAUGCUGCAACUCUCAGCCGGCGACGCAUUAUAGACAUCAAUUCACAGGCAACCAGCAAGAAUAUUGACCGUGGCGGCGACGAUAGCGUCCUAUCUUCGGCCCAACGGAGCCAGAAAAGCGUAUCGUCGUCGCAGGGGAAGGACGUGAAGCACGGUGAAGGAGAAGAGGAGGAGGAGGGAGAAAAAGUGGAAGAGGGUUAUCAGAAUGAAAUCCUCAUUUUGCCACGGUCCCCAAGUUUCAGGGAGUACUGCAUUGCCUCCUCUAACUCCAGGAAUCGAAGUUUUAGUGACAACCUCAAUGACAACGACUCUGCCUCCAGCAUCAAGAAUAGCGGUGAUGAGGAUUCGACAAAUAAGCCCGAGGACAAGAAGGAACGAAAGAAGAAAGAAAGAAGAAUACUAGGACUCAGGAAUGUUAUGCACAAGGGGAUGCACAGAAGGAAGAGGAAAUAAGAAGUGCAUGCUAUAUACCAAUAAAGUGGCUGGAAAAAAAAAAGAACAAUAGACUAAUCUCCUUUCCGUAAUGACGCAGGAUGGUUGUUCCCUCGAGUGUCUCUUUUUGUUUUAGUGUAAAAGCAGCAUAUACAAUGAUUGUCAGAGUCAGAGGACCAAAUAUAAUGCAAAACGGGUGUUAGCUUGACCCUUCUAACCUUCCUGCCAUCGAAGUCCAAUCCCAUGAUUUCCCAUUGUUCUGUAUGCUCGGAGAUGGUUCCGAGUUUCAAAGCCCAUGUCAA